AUGCAAGACUGCAGCCGCUACAUUGCACCAGCGCUCGUCAUGUACCUCCUCACCAAGUGCCUCGAUGGCAAAGGCAUCAUGCUGUUGGCGCAAGGACUGAUUGUUGCGGCAGGAGGCUUUUCCUACUACCAGGGAUACACCAAUCUCAACGAGCAUCUCACAAAGAUCACCUUGAGCAAACCACGGAAGUGGCUGAUCACUGGCUUCAUAACGAAACUGGGCUGGAUGCUGGGCGGCACAUUCCUGCUCAUCCGGUUUGUCAAGCGCUUCAUAGUGCCCAUCACGGUCAGCUACCCGUUCUACACUGGGCCGCUGUAUGUGCUUGCCCCUGCUGCCGCCUUCAUCAAGCAGCAUCCGGAGGUUGCUGCUGCAUGCUACGCGGGGGCAGAUGACGUGGCAGCGGAGGGAGCCAGCAUGGCACAGAUGCUUCAGGCGCUGCUGGCAGAGAGGGUGCAGCUGCGCUGCAAGGUGGACGACCUAGCCAAGCAGCUGAGCGCCGUGGAGGACUACUCCGGUGAUGACAGCGCCCAAAACGUCCUGCUGCGCCGAAUGGGCGAGGUGGAGGGCAAGCUGUGCCAGCUGGAGGCCAUGGAGAAGGAGGACAGAAUCAUGAUUGACGAGCAGCUCUUCUGGAAGCUGCCCGACGGCACGCGCAAAUCACGCAUGGGCAACGUCGAGGAUCAGAUCGACUGCGCUCAAGCCGCCGAGGGCGCGCUGGCCACCCGGCUCGCCGCUGCAGAAGACAAAUUUGUGCAGCUGCGGCGGCGGCAAACUGAGGCAGCGGCGGCGCUGCGGUCCAGGCUGGCAGCUGCAGAAGAGAAGCUCGCGCAGCUGCAGGACAAUCCCCUUGACAGUGGGAAACCUGAUGCAGCGAAUCCGCUGCAAGACAGACUCGCCGCUGCCGAGGAGAAGCUUGUGCAGCUGCAGGAGAAGGCCCACGGCAGCAACGGCGCCGUUGCAGCUCCAGUGGAUGCGUUGCAGGCCAGGCUCGCCGCUGCAGAAGGAACGUUGGCCGCGCUGCAGAACAGCAUGUACGGGGCACUGCUAGGGGAGUCCCACGUGCGGGCUGAGCUGCCGUACAGGAUGGACCAGGCUGAGGAGGCAAUCAUGCGCUUCCACACAGCCCUCGUUGGCACUGGCCACGACAGCGGGGAGCUCUUUGCCGCCUACCAGGACGGCGGCCUCAUAGAGCGGCUGGCGGCUGCCGAGGAGGAGGUCGCGCUUGUGAAGAGGAAGCUGGCGGAAGCUGCCAGCAGCCAGGAAGCUACCAGCGAGGCUCUCUCCGCCAGGCUGGCGGAUGCCGACUGGGAAGUGGCCAGGCUGGAAGCUCGCCUGGGGGAGGCCAACAAGUCCCACACUGUGAUCGAGGACGUGCUAUCGCGGCUGCAGUCUAUCAAGAGCGAGGUGGAGGACCUAAAAGCCGCCCACAGCGUGGGGCAGGCCACGCUAGAAGCCAGGGUACGCCAGACAGGGAAAGACAUGGCCGGACUGAUGGAGACUGCCACGGCGGGGGGCUCUGCUCUCCAGUCAAGGCUGUCAGAGGCAGAGGAGGAGAUCAGCCACCUGCAGGAGUGCCUGGGCAGCGACGAUGAAUCAAACAGCGAAGACGUCCUGACGAGGCUGCAGGAGCAGGAGUGGACCCUGGAGGAUGUGGAGACCAAGAUCAAGAACCUCAACGCGCGCCUCGGCUUCGACGGCGGCAGCUGCGAGAAAAUCGGCGAGGCAGAGGCUAGCAUCGACAAGCUCAGGGACUUCUUGGGCUUGCACAGCAACGACAGCGAAGACAUCGUGUCCAAGGUGGACGGCGUUGCCACGAGGAUGGGCAAAGCAGAGGCGGCCAUCAAGCAGCUGAAGGAGCAGCUGGCAGCAGCCAGCGGCGAAGAGGCUGUCAGCCAGGACCUCCUGUCGAGGCUGGAGGAGGCGCAGCGCAGCAUUGCAGAGCUGCAGGAGCAGGCACGCGCGCAGGACGCCACAAGCUUAGUGUUUGACGAUCAGAUGGGGGAUGCUGAGCGCGAAAUUGGGGCUCUGAAGUACGACGUGGCCACGUUGGGGCCGCUCGAUGAGAGGCUGGGCGCUGCCGAGGCCAGCCUUGCUAGUCUGAAGAAGGAGAUCUACGGAGAGGAAGCUUUCCCCGGCGGCCUGCUGGAGAGGGUGGGUGACGUGGAGGACGCGCUGGAUGUCCUGCCGAGCGACGUUGUCGGGGCAACUGCCCUGUCGGACACGGAGGCUGCCAUCAAGGGCCGGCUCUCACAGGCCGAGGAGACCGUGGCAGCACUCACACAGCGCCUGGAUGGGGCACCUUGCGGCGCCAGGCUGGAGGACCUCUCUGAGGAGAUCAAGGUGAUGAAGGACAGCAUGCAAGAGCUGGCAGAGGCGGCAAUCGUGGAGGCUGAUGCCGGCAGCAGCGCUGUGAUGUCAGGAGCUGCAGCGCCGCCGCGCGCCAUUCCUCUGUCGCCAUACAAUUGCGACAUCACGGUGCCCCUGAUGAAGCCGCGGCCUGCGCAGGAGCCGGAACCUGUGUCGCAGCUGCCAGAGGCGCCCACCCAGGCCUGGGGGAAGUAUGAGCCGGUCACUUCUGAGAAGAUCCAGGCCCUCAAGCGCACUCUGGACACUCGCACUCCCAGCGCGAUCCCGUUCACUGCCGCCGAGACACUCCCCUCUGCCGCCUCCGACGCCGGCAACAACGCAGACGGCAAGCCGGCAGCUGCCGCGCAGCUGCCGCCGCCAGUCCCGGAAGUCAUCGACACUGAGGAGGCUGCGCCAUACGCGGUGACCGAGGCGACCGCUGACGCCGCGCCGACGCCGCUGGCGGCCUCCUACACCAAGAUCAACCUAGCCGCGGAGUGGACGCCGGGCAUCGCCGCGGCCGCCGAGUCUGCCUUCAGCAUUCACCCUGACCACAUGCGACCCGUGGUGGGAGCGCAGCUGGGAGAUAGCGUUGUGGCGGAUGAGUCACUGGCGUCAGCAGAAGAGGAGGUGCAGAACGCCUCCUCUGAUGAGAUCAUCGCUGCUGCCGCCGAGGCGGCUGCUUCUGACAAGGGCCAAGACAUUGAGGUGGAGGAGGAGCGGAUUGACUAUGGCAGUGAAGAGGAAGCUGCCUUGGAAGAUGCGGCGGCAGAUGCCGCUGUGGACGCUGGCCUUGUGGUGCUGGAUGACUACGUCUUCAACUCGGACGACGUGGGCCGCUCUCUCACAGGCUUGAAGGCCAAGACCAAGAAGUUUCUGGACCGCGUGACACCACCUUCGCUGCGUCAGGAACAGUCGACUGGGCAGGAUGUCUCUCCUGCGGGCGAGUCAGCAGACAGCUUCAAGGUCGACGUGGACAUGGAUUUUGCUCUUCUCGACAGCGGCCUCUCAGCGGUCAACGGAUUCUUCUCAGAUGAUGUCCUUGCCGCCGUGCGGGACAGAUAUGGGCCAGAGCUCUUUGAUGAAGCUGCGUGGGAGCUGCAGGAGCCCCUUGUGCCGACUUCUGCUGACCCCGGCAGUUUGAUUGAUGUCAGCGACGACGAGGCUGAUGAUGUCAGCGGCGAGGAGGAGGAGGACGAUGUCAGUGAUGUGAAGGAUGGUGAUGUCAGCGACGGCGAGAGCUUUUACGUGGACAUUGACAUGGAGUGA
Messenger RNA from Coccomyxa subellipsoidea C-169, 3615 nucleotides. RefSeq lists its product as hypothetical. The coding region runs from base 1 to 3615 and encodes 1204 amino acids. The transcript is spliced from 10 exons. The record is from RefSeq and is a predicted model, not a curated record. NCBI's taxonomy places the organism in Eukaryota, Viridiplantae, Chlorophyta, Trebouxiophyceae, Coccomyxaceae.